AUGGAGUACGUGUUAAGUGAGAAAGGUAAACGAAAAUUUUGUUAUAACAAUUUCCUCUUCAUCGAAGAUCGAAGUGUCGACACAAAAGUAUAUUGGAAGUGCGAUCUCAGUCGAAAAUAUAAGUGCCGCGCUCGUGUAAUAACCGUGGAUGGACAAGUGUCUUCAUCUAACAACGACUAUAACCACAAUGCCGACGCUGCAAGAUUAGAAGCAACAAAAGUUAUGCAGAGAAUAAGAGAAGAUACAGAAAACACGAGGGAUUCUCCGCAAUACAUUCUGUCCCAAGCUUCUACAAACAUAGGAGCAGCUCUUGCAGCCAAAUUACCUUGCGUUGGAAAUAUGAAGCGAACCAUUAGGAAAGUAAGAGAAAAAAAGAAGUUGCACCAGCCAAUCCAAGCAGAAGAGAGGAUCUCAUUUUACCAAAUGAAUUUAAAACGAGUGAGGCUGGAGAAACUUUUCUCUUGUUUGACUCAGGACCUAUACCUAAUAGAAUCCUGA
Molecule: messenger RNA, 498 nt
Organism: Diabrotica virgifera virgifera (western corn rootworm)
Lineage: Eukaryota; Metazoa; Arthropoda; Insecta; Coleoptera; Chrysomelidae
Product: FLYWCH-type zinc finger-containing protein 1-like
Exons: 1
Coding region: 1-498 (165 amino acids)
Source: RefSeq, a predicted model, not a curated record